GUUAAAUAAUUUGAAUGAUCAGUCGAGUUAGGGUUCAGUAUUAUAACUAAAUGAACAGACAAUGUAUUGCUUCAAACUUGUGGUGUUUUGUGCGACAAUCACUUAUUGCUCCUCAUUUACCAUCACUCCAACCAAAUACCCACCUAUUAGUCCAUCUGUGAAGUCACUCAUAGCUACCGUCCCUACAGUUUUGAGUCAAUGGAAAAAUGAUUUCAUUAACGACAAGGUGUAUGAAAUCAUAUCAUUUGUGGGCAAAGUUGGAGUAUUGAUCUAUUCAUGCCUAUCAAUCACACUGUUAUGCGAUUCAUAUUUUGUGCCGUCCCUUGAAUUCAUCGGAGAAUAUCUUCAUCUAUCGCCUGAUAUAACGGGUGCGCUCUUCACGCCGUUGGGAACCGCCGGACCUGAAGUCUUCUCCAGUAUUGUCGGUGCAAUCAUUGGUUCGGCGGAUAACAAAGUCGAGAUAGUGGAGGCCUCGAUGUUAGUCCUAUUGUUUGUGCUAAUUGUGGUGUUUCUCUACUAUAACGCGCAACUCAUGGAUAAACUAAAGGCGGCCCUCAAGAAGUCAAGUGUUGAGCACAAGAACUGCGACUGUCCUGAAGAGGAAUGCAAUGGCAACUGUUCCCAAGCCAUAGCAUACAAUGAGAAAACCCCAUUACUAUCGCCGCCCAAUGGGUUACAACGACCCCUUUCCAUACAAUACGCGCCCGGAUAUAAAGAGAUGUCGUAUGAGAUCCUGAACACCUCUUUGGAGACAACCAGUGAUAUGAGUGUCAAAUUGGAUGAGGAAAGUAAGGGCUCGUGUUGUGGCUUCCUGUACAGCGUGGUGAUGAGCCCGGUGCGAUUCCUCAUGUACCUCACUAUUUGCAAACCAACCCAAAAGCUAUUUGCUGUCACUUUUGUGCUGUCGAUUGGAUGGUUGGCACUGUUAUCCUACUUUACGGUCACAAAUGUCGAGUUUAUCAGCGACUACUUCUCAAUGUCGGAUACAGUGGCGGGGAUGACCCUCUUGGCGGUGGGCAAUGCUAUGCCUGAUUUGGUGACGAGUGUCAUAUUUGUCAAGAAGCGAGGGUUGGCUGAUAUGGCCAUCUGUGGUGCCAUCGCAUCCAAUCGGUUCGCAAUACUCAUAGGUCUGGGCUUUCCGUGGGCUCUCAAAUGUCUCACCAAUUGGGCCGUCAAUAAGUCCUACUUCUGGAACUACAUCCCACUCAACAGUAGUUCCCUUCCCUAUACAUCACUCGCCCGAGGCUUGACGUCCAGUAUUACAGUCAUAUCGCCGAACGAAUAG
This is a messenger RNA of Oppiella nova, 1285 nucleotides long. The record is from the annotation of a GenBank genome assembly. Lineage: Eukaryota; Metazoa; Arthropoda; Arachnida; Sarcoptiformes; Oppiidae.